AUGCAGCACGUCCCGGAGUCACGCUCACAGACAUUCGAGGAGAUCUACGGACCUCCCGAGAACUUCCUCGAGAUUGAAGUCCGCAAUCCUCAAACGCACGGUACAUCGCGAAACAUGUAUACCUCAUACGAAAUUGUUUGCCGAACCAAUAUCCCUGCCUUUAAGUUGAAACACUCCGUUGUGCGCCGCCGAUACUCUGACUUCGAGUACUUCCGCGAUAUACUGGAGCGAGAGAGCACGCGCGUCACCAUCCCUCCUUUGCCAGGGAAGGUAUUCACAAACCGUUUCAGUGACGACGUCAUUGAGCAUCGGCGGGAAGGACUCCAGCGUUUCCUGCAGAUUGUGGCGGGUCAUCCGCUUCUGCAGACGGGAAGCAAGGUGUUGGCAAGUUACAUACAGGAUCCAAACUGGGAUCGUAAUGCGUGGUAG
Penicillium angulare is the source of this 429-nucleotide messenger RNA. RefSeq names its product sorting nexin-3. Gene Ontology annotation, biological process: endocytic recycling; late endosome to Golgi transport. The transcript is spliced from 3 exons. Gene Ontology annotation, cellular component: early endosome membrane; retromer complex. Gene Ontology annotation, molecular function: phosphatidylinositol-3-phosphate binding. The record is from RefSeq and is a predicted model, not a curated record. The coding region runs from base 1 to 429 and encodes 142 amino acids. NCBI's taxonomy places the organism in Eukaryota, Fungi, Ascomycota, Eurotiomycetes, Eurotiales, Aspergillaceae.